Molecule: messenger RNA, 380 nt
Organism: Racocetra persica
Lineage: Eukaryota; Fungi; Glomeromycota; Glomeromycetes; Diversisporales; Gigasporaceae
Source: the annotation of a GenBank genome assembly
GCAUUUUGGAAAAGAUUAAAAAGAAUAUCUAUGAUGCGAUGAUUUAUUACUGGAAUGUUCCAAAUGAAGUUAGUUUAAUGGCGGCUUUAUUAGAUCCUCGAUAUAAAAGUUUGGAUUUUUUAGAGAAUGAUACUGAAAAGCAACAAGUUAUUCAAAAACUUCGUGAUGAACUUGGAGAAAUAGAAGAAAUAACAUCUGAACCAAAUAAUCUUCCUCCUUCUAACAUAAAAACUUCAACACGCUCUCAUAAGGAAUACUUUCAACAACGAAAAAUGAGAAGAAAAAAAGAACCUCCAAAUAUGCAAAAUUUCGAUGAAAUUUCAAAUUACUUGUCCUUACCAUCAGCAUUAGAAACUGAAAAUCCUUUAUCUUGGUGGAAA